Messenger RNA from Eucalyptus grandis, 1183 nucleotides. Its product is annotated as DNA-directed RNA polymerases II and IV subunit 5A. Gene Ontology annotation, cellular component: RNA polymerase III complex; RNA polymerase II, core complex; RNA polymerase I complex. The coding region runs from base 130 to 792 and encodes 220 amino acids. Gene Ontology annotation, biological process: DNA-templated transcription. Gene Ontology annotation, molecular function: DNA binding; DNA-directed RNA polymerase activity. Lineage: Eukaryota; Viridiplantae; Streptophyta; Magnoliopsida; Myrtales; Myrtaceae. The transcript has 4 exons. The record is from RefSeq and is a predicted model, not a curated record.
GAGCGUCUCUGUCUUCUCGCUUUCUCCCCCUCUUCCAUCCUCGAAGCCGCGACCGGGGCGAGAGCAGCAGCUCCUCCGCCGCCCUCCGCCGCUGCUCCAACGCGCGAUUAGGGUUUUCCUCCGCCGCCGAUGCCGCCGCAUCCGCCGCAUCCGCCGCCGCCGAUCCGGGACACGGCCCUGUCGGAGGAGGAGAUCACCCGCCUCCACCGAAUCCAGAGGACGGUGUUGCAGAUGCUCCGGGACCGGGGCUACCUCGUCACCGACGGCGAGCUCAACAUGACCCGGUUCCAGUUCAUCGAAAAGUACGGCGAGAACAUGAAGCGGGAGGACCUCGUCAUCAACAAGCACAAGCGCAACGAAAGCUCCGAUCAGAUUUACGUGUUCUUUCCGGAAGAGGCGAAGGUCGGGGUGAAGACCAUGAAGACGUACACGACCCGCAUGAAUUCGGAGAACGUGUUCCGGGCGAUAUUGGCUGUUCAGCAGAAUUUGACUCCCUUUGCUCGGACUUGUAUCAGCGAGAUAUCGACGAAGUUCCACUUGGAAGUCUUCCAGGAGGCGGAGUUGCUAGUCAAUAUCAAAGAGCAUGUACUCGUUCCUGAGCAUCAAGUGCUUGCUAAUGAGGAAAAGAAGACUUUGCUACAGAGAUAUACAGUGAAAGAAACACAGCUACCGCGUAUCCAAGUCACUGAUCCGGUUGCGCGCUACUAUGGCCUGAAGCGUGGACAGGUUGUGAAGAUCAUAAGGCCGAGUGAAACAGCAGGGCGAUACGUCACUUACCGAUAUGUUGUCUGAGAUUCCUAUUCUCCAAGCCCAGUGUUGAACUCGAGUCAUAAAUUAUGUAUAGCAGGUGCUGAGGAGGCACAAAUGUUGAGUUCUGUGGAGUUUGCUCUUUUGCCUGUCCGUCCUUGCAAAAGCUGAAGAUGCCAUAAUCUCGAAGCGGAUGAUCUUCUUUCCAAGCAUCUGAUUCUGUGGGAACUCAGAAGUUACAGUGUGUCUGUAUAAUGUCCUAUGAUUGCAAGUGAGACGUUGCUGGGCUCGUUCCUAACUGCCUAGCAGAUCCAUGUAUUUGUCUGGCAGAUAAUCCAUUAAAGUCGUGGCUGUUCCUGGGAGAUUUUUCCCCAUUGUUGAAAGAACAGUUAUUUCAUGGAAAUAGAGACAUAUUAGGGUAGGCUUCUAUUUUUUA